CGCGAAACUUUGCCAACAGAAAUCGCAUUUCGAGAUCGAUUGCUGGUGUGAUCAAUAGCAGAUAAUUGGCGGAGAUGUUUUUAAAAUGGGACCAGAUUCUGUUUUUCAAAAUGACACGUUGUCGAACGAGGUAUUAAAUAUGAAGUGAUACAUCAUUUAGAGAACAAAUGCCUUAGAGUAAUUUGGGACUUCAUGAAUACAAUCCAGACGGUGAUCGGGCAAUAAAAGAAACGUUACAAGAUAUAGAUCAUUCUUCGGAAUGUGAUGGUAAUGGUGGGAAAAGACGAAGAUAUUUACCGACCACUGCAAGGAAUUGUUCUUGUUUAAUUGGGAAAGAAAUGAUCGAGUUCUUGCACAAAGACUGUCACAAGAUCUAAUUGGAAAUUCAAAGUACGACUACAGCUUGCGUAAGCCCCCCAUGUGUUCCUGCCUCUUCGUUUGUACACUGCACUUGUUUUAUGAAGGAAGGUACGGACUGAACAUCAGGACAUGGGCUCCUAAGGACCGUGAUAUGAUUUACAAGAAGGCAUGGUGAGUAGUUCACUCUUGGUUACAUUUCCAUAACGAUGUCACAAGGCAGUAACGCUACAGCCUCUGUCAACGAGGAUUUCAAGGAAUUUUACGUUCAGGCUCGCUUCAUCACUGGCCUUAUUCUCUACCCCAUCUUCUGCGUCCUCGGCUUAAUAGGCAAUGGCUUGGGGAUCGCCGUUAUGUUACAGAAACAGAUGCGAUCGUCGACAAAUGUGUACUUACUGGCACUGGCUAUUUCAGACGGGAUCAAAAUCAUCUGCGAUGCCUUAUAUUUCUUGGUGGUGCUCUUCUUAGAAAUCGAUCCCAAAAUUGGAAAUCGUUUGUACAUAUUUUUGUAUCCGUACGCACAUUAUGUAUUCAACGCGUCCCUGUGCAUAUCAGCAUGGCUAACGGUGGCGGUUGCGGUGGAGCGUUAUGUGUAUGUAUGUCAUGUACAUAAGGUCCGAACGUAUUGCACGCUAUCGCGGGCCAGGGCCAUUUCUUUCAGUGUCUUCAUCUUUAUGAGUUUAGCCUGCAUACCAUAUGCUCUGCGAUACAAAACUGUUGAAAGCCAAAAUAAUUCAACAACUUGGAUUAGUUACGACCUCAGUCUAACAGACUUAUGGGCCGAUCCAAAGUUCGCCUCCAUAUUUACAUGGAUACAAUAUUUCAUCCGAAUCAUCAUUCCGCUUACCCUCUUGAUUGUUUUGAAUAUUUUCAUUAUGUAUGGAAUAAGGAAAUGCCGUAUUGGGAGGAAGAAUCACAGAAUUACUGUCAUGUUAAUUGUUGUGAUCAUUGUUUUCAUUAUCUGUAUUAUUCCGGAUGCUAUCAUGUCGACAUUCCUUGGUUUUGGAUAUUACGAGGAGGACUACUUAGCACGAGCUAUAAGAGAGAUCACUGAUUUAUUUUUGCUCAUUAACACUGCUGUUAAUUUUGUUAUAUACUGUGCAUUUAACACUAUUUUUUGGAGAAACUUUCAAUCCUUGUUCUGUUCCUGUUGUAUUUCAAAAGGAACAUUGUUAGAGAAUUCUCACAUGAGACAACUGUCAUUAUGUGGGAGGGAAAAUUCCAAAAAGACAAUAAUACGGGCACACGAUGUAAAUGAAGAGAGACUUCUACCAGAGCCAGCAGCAAUCUGAAUAAUGUGUAAAAACAACUCAAUAUUAACUACUACAUAACGAAGUAAAUAUGUUGUAUUUCCAUCCAUUCCUGCAAAAAACUGCAUUGUUCUAGCUCGAAAUCAAAACUAAACAAAUUAGUACCGGUUGGAUAUGUUUACAAUCUGAGUAAUGUAUAGAUUCGAGUGUCUGUAUUGAGAUAAUUUUGUAAUAAAUUGUGUGUACCCACCAAGUGCACUUACAUUGACAUUGAAUAAAAAUAAAGAACCAGUA
This is a messenger RNA of Magallana angulata, 1901 nucleotides long. Its product is annotated as sex peptide receptor-like. Lineage: Eukaryota; Metazoa; Mollusca; Bivalvia; Ostreida; Ostreidae. Gene Ontology annotation, biological process: G protein-coupled receptor signaling pathway. Gene Ontology annotation, molecular function: G protein-coupled receptor activity. The coding region runs from base 567 to 1649 and encodes 360 amino acids. The record is from RefSeq and is a predicted model, not a curated record. The transcript has 3 exons. Gene Ontology annotation, cellular component: membrane.